ACAUUCGAUGCAAUCACCGUCGUAGGGCAUCUCGGGGUGCACCAAAUCUACGCCUCGUCGCAUUUGCCGAUUUAACGUUGGGGCGGAUGCGAUUCAAUCUGGCCUUGCUUGCGAGGCGCACGAGAACGUUACGAUAGCCGGCAUUUAAGACAAUCUUGGCCUCACAUCACAGAAUGAAGCAUCUCAUCCUCGUCGGGGCGUGCUACGUCGACACAGUCCUCAGCGUACCUCACUUCCCAGAAGAGGACCUGAAGCUACGAGCCACGAGCAUCCGCGUACGCAGGGGCGGCAACUGCCCCAACACGAUGGAAGUCCUCCAGCAACUCCUGCGCGUAGAGCACCUCCCGCAUUCACAAACCAGCCCUUUGACGAUGCACCUCAUCUCGCCCCUGCCAGAACGUCAAUCUCAGGCGACGGCGCAGAUCACAGCCUCGUUCCCGCCAGCCCCAGAUGCCGCCGUAGGGAUCGACUUUGACCACUGCCUGUUCCGCGAGGGCCAUCAGGCGCCGGCGAGCAGCUACAUCUUCCGCAGCGAGGCGACGGGUAGCCGGACAAUCGUGAAUCACAACGACCUGCCCGACAUGACGACGGACGAGUUCCUCAACGUCGUCGAGGCGUUCCGCGGAACAGGCGGACGGACGUGGUGGCACUUCGAGGGACGGGUCCCGGAGACGACGCUGCAGUGCAUUCGGGCGCUUCGGCGGGCGCUGGGCGACGAUGCGGUGACGGUCAGCGUCGAGGUCGAGAGGCCGGGCAGGGCGGGGUUGAGAGAGCUCGCCGCCGAAGCGGACGUGGUUUUCUACUCCAAGAGCUGGGCUGAGGCCUGCGGGUAUACGUCCGCUGAUGAUUGUUUGAGAAAAGAGUCGCUGUCGCUACCGCGGGCGUCGUUGGCCAUGAUUACGUGGGGUGCUGAGGGAGCAUGGUGCAUAUCACUCAAGGACCGGCAGCUGGUCGAGAGCCCAGUCAAGACGCCGGUGAAGCAAGUCGUCGACUCGGUAGGGGCGGGAGACACGUUCGUUGCGGGCAUGCUGUACGGACUGAUCUGCCAGGUCGACACUUGGGACGUGACGCACAAGUUGGGCUUCGCGGUUGCACUCGCCACGCUCAAAGUCCAGCGAGAGGGGUUUGGUGGACUGGGAGACGAUAUUCGUAUGGAUAUGCAAAGGUCGCGUUGACGGUGGGCCGUCCGUUAGGCGUUGAAACUGUCGCCGCGGGCACUCCGGGUCAUGGCCCCGUGUCCCCCCGGUGCCGUAGAUGGAUGCUUCGGCGGGUGGGACGACUGCCCGCCAAUCGUCAGGUAAGCCAGGCCAGGAGGCCGUCUUUUGCCCGCCAGCGGACCGAUGGAGCACCCAUCGGCGGUCGCGCCUGUUCCGAAGCUGUGCAAGAGUGAAAG
This is a messenger RNA of Colletotrichum phormii, 1393 nucleotides long. RefSeq names its product D-sorbose. NCBI's taxonomy places the organism in Eukaryota, Fungi, Ascomycota, Sordariomycetes, Glomerellales, Glomerellaceae. The coding region runs from base 174 to 1175 and encodes 333 amino acids. The record is from RefSeq and is a predicted model, not a curated record. The transcript is spliced from 5 exons. Gene Ontology annotation, molecular function: kinase activity.